Messenger RNA from Xyrichtys novacula (pearly razorfish), 3228 nucleotides. The record is from the annotation of a GenBank genome assembly. NCBI's taxonomy places the organism in Eukaryota, Metazoa, Chordata, Actinopteri, Labriformes, Labridae.
AAUCUUGUGACACGCUGGUUGCUUAAUCGCAGCACAAAUAAUGCAAACCUGCGAGAACUUCGGACGUCGUGUUGGUGUGGUGUUGGGUGGAGGUAAACCGGAAUCCCCGCGGACUCAUAUCAGCACAGGCGCGUGAACGUCUGUGCGCGAGAGCAAUUACUCCCUCCCUCCCUCCCUCCGUGACACGCGCAGCAGCAGCUUGUCCUCCCAGGAGUGUAUAAAAGCCCUCAGUUACCGUGUGGAGGGCACGGAGGAAGCUCAACCCUCAGGUGAGUGACUGGGAAGCAGACCACGGGGAGUCUCACUGCCACUGGUCUGGAUUUUACUUACAAGCUUACAUGUGUUUGCAUUUGUGGUAACUUAAGUUGGAUGUAAAGUGAAUUUAUUGUCUCACAAUUGUUGCAUUUUAACAAACUUUACUAUCUUUGAAUUGUACUAAUCCUAACAUCUUCAUAUUCUCACCCAGGUGCAUCUGUCUGUCCUACAAUCAUGAAGGCUGUAGCUAUCAUCCUUGCUCUGGCAGUCAUCACUGGUAGGUGGACUUUUUUUCCAAAGUUUUAACAACCUUUCAAAGGCCACAUCUGAUUACUUGUUGCUUACUUGAACUCUUCCAUUGUUACCCAGGCUGCAAUGCCCGUGCAGUGCGCCAGGCUGAGAUCGUCUCAACCAAAUGGGAAGAAAAUGUGGACCGUUUCUGGCAGUACAUCUCUGAGCUGAACCAGAGAGCUGAUGGAGUCAUGCAGGACCUCAAAGCCUCCCAACUCAACAGGGAGCUUGAGUAAGUAAUUUAUAAACUACAAACCUCCAAUUCUGUAAAACUGUAACAACUGGAUGACAAUACUGACUGGUCUCCAUUUCCUGUUUUACUUGUAGAACCCUGAUUUCUGACACCAUGGCAGAGCUGUCAACAUACAGAGAUGAUAUCCAGACCAAGCUGAGACCCUACACCGAGGCCUCCACCGGCCAGCUCACUGAGGACCUGCAGCUCCUGGCCAACAAACUCCAGACGGACAUGCUGGAUGCCAAGGAGCGCAGCACUGAGUACCUCGGGGAACUCAAGACCAUGGUGGAGCAGAACACCGAGGAUGUCCACUCUCGCAUCAACGCUUACACCCACAAGCUGAAGAAGCGUCUGAACAAGGACACAGAGGAGAUCCGCAGGUAAGUCCAAUGGAGGCCUGAGCACACUCCUUAAAGUAGAAGAUCCUGUUGGUGCAACAUCUAAAUGUCUUCUUCUUCUCUGUUCCUCAGCACUGUGACCACCUACCUGGGUGAGCUCCAGUCCCGCACCUCCCAGAACCUCGACACCGUGAGGGAACGCGUUGAGCCCUUCGUCAACCAGGCCAGUGACACCGCCACAAAGAAGCUGAGCGACAUCUCUUCCAUUCUCAAGACCCAGGCUGAGGGUCUGGGCCAGCAGCUGGAGACCCAGGCUGAGGGCAUCAAGACCCAGCUGGAGGCCACCGCCCAGGAACUGCGCACAUCCCUGGAGGGCAAGAUUGAUGAGCUGACCGAGCUGAUCUCCCCCUACGCCAGCAAGAUCCGUGAGCAAAUCGAGAGUAUUGUGGACAAAGUCAAGGAGACCGCCACUUACUAAAGAAAGACUCUCAGGGUUUUAGACAAAUUUGGGGUCCACUCUUAAGAGCAGUGAUGACCACUGAUUUUUUUAAACCUGUAAAAUAGGGGAAAGUGGGGAACUUCAGAUAAAAUCCUCAGUUGGGUGCUUCAUUGUUCUGGGUAAGAGGGCUGAUAAGAGAAGAGAGAACGAAAUGUUGUUUCUUCUCUUAUUGACUCUUCAGUCACUGAACAAAAGCAUCCUUGUCAAGAACAGUCUCUGAAACCAACACAGAAGACGUUUUUUUGUAACAUGCUUUGCUUCAACUAUGAAUUAACCACCCAGCUGCAUAUCUCCUCAAAGUUUUUCUACACUCUCUUACAUAGUUUGGUUGUACAUAGAACAGCCAAAUCCAAUUCCUGAAGGCAGGGGAUCCAGCCUCUAAACUCUUAAUGUACUGAACAUGAGUGUCUGUCAUUUCAAUAAAUGCACUGAGUUACCCUUGAGGAAGUGUCGAACCACUAUCUUGCCCUUCUUUCUUAUUUGUUGUGCUUCACUGAGAAGUGGAAUGUAAAUGCAAUAAUGACGAUCAUAAAAUGCUGCCUGUGUUAUCUUCAGUCUGACUGUAUCGAGUGUCCCCUUUGUGUUACACCACUUGUGCCCACCAUGCUGCUCACUGCAUGUGCACUGAUGUGUGCCGAACAGUGCCGAGAGAAUAAAGAUCUGAGAAAAUAAGACCUGAUUGUGUUGUGAGUCUCUCAUCAAACAUUUAACAGUCAUCCAUUUUUAAAGAGGGGUCAGUUACACUAACAUGUGCAGGCAUUGCAAACAUAGAAUAAAAGACCCUCUAUCUACCUUCUAUGCCUAAAUAUGCUUAUAAAAUGAUGGGAAACAAACUUAUGAGUGAUUUCACCCUCAUACAUUGUCAAUAAAUGCAUCUCUUCUCUACUAUCUGCCUCCCUGUACAACGGUUGUUGCACAGAAAUUGACCACUUUAAAUUACCUAGAGUUACCAUACUCCCUAAUGCCUUAUUUUAUCCGAAACUCAAUCUUAGUUUAGACAAAACAAUACCUUACUCAUCUUAAUCCCCUCCCUCCAUCUCUUUACAUCUCCUCAUCCAGUGAAAACCCUCUGCCGACCGUUGACUCCAGUCAGAACUUGUUAAGAUCCUUUCCUAGAUUCCUCCCUUUCUCUCCCAGCAGGCAUUUGGGAACACAUUGUACCUCUGGUUCAAUUCCCUAAAUGUUGACAACUUUCCUCACUACCUCUAUCUUGGCUCAGGUUGUAUUGUGGGGCUUGCGUCGAUGCGCAUUUGCACAAGCAUUUGUCCGGGCAUGCCAAUCUGAGUCACUCAUCCAUACACAGACACUGUUUGGAUACAGCGUGCCCACAUGUGGAGUUAUGUUUUUCAAGCAUGUGCAAGGGGGUUGCCUGAUGGUUUGGAUAAACAAGUUAAGAUGUCUCCUAUACUUAAUGUAAACAAAGUCUAAGGAAAAUGUGUGAUGUAUAUAUGGGUACAUAUAUUUUUUUCAUUAAGGUAAUUUUCUUGUCUCUUCUGAUAUUCUUAUAUUGUCCUUACUCACUAGAAAAAUGCUGCUGUAACACCAUAAUUUCCCAGUAUGGCAUCAUAAAGUAAUUCUGAUUCUGAUUCUACAUUGUAAGUGAUUAAAAA